This is a messenger RNA of Saccharomycodes ludwigii, 1977 nucleotides long. RefSeq names its product methylenetetrahydrofolate reductase (NAD(P)H) MET12 (gene MET12). Gene Ontology annotation, molecular function: FAD binding; methylenetetrahydrofolate reductase [NAD(P)H] activity. Bases 1 to 1977 code for a protein of 658 amino acids. Lineage: Eukaryota; Fungi; Ascomycota; Saccharomycetes; Saccharomycodales; Saccharomycodaceae. The transcript has a single exon. The record is from RefSeq and is a predicted model, not a curated record. Gene Ontology annotation, biological process: tetrahydrofolate interconversion. Gene Ontology annotation, cellular component: cytosol.
AUGACACAGGUAUCACAAACUAUAAGAGAACGCUUCAUAUUAAAUGGAGACAAUCCAUCUGUUUCGUUGGAGUUUUUCCCACCUAAAACAGAAGCAGGUAAACAGAAUCUAUUAGCACGUAUGGGUCGUAUGUGUACUGCUUUAAACCCAUUAUUUAUCACAAUCACUUGGGGCGCAGGUGGUACUACUUCUGAAAAGACUUUAGAGCUAGCAUCAAUUGCUCAAAAUGCAUUUAAUGUUCCAGUCUGUUUACAUUUGACAUGUACUAAUACUGCUAAAUCUGUAAUCGACCAUGCUUUACAAACAGCUCAAAAAGUUGGUAUUAGAAAUAUUUUGGCCUUGAGAGGCGAUGCACCAAUUUCUGACAUCUAUGAGAAGCAACAACAGGACCAAGAAGGUGGAGGUGGAGAUGAGGAAAUUUUUAACUUUAAUUAUGCCGUAGAUUUGGUUCGUUAUAUUAAGCAGGUCUAUGGUGAAUAUUUUUGUAUUGGUGUUGCUGCCUAUCCAGAAGGCCACUGUGAUAGUGAGGCUGAGAUUAAUUCAAAAAGUUUUCUACGUGAUUUACCAUUUUUAAAACAAAAGAUUGAAGCUGGUGCUGAUUUUGUAAUUACUCAAAUGUUUUAUGAUGUUGAUAAAUUUUUAAGUUUUGAAAAGGUUUUUAGAGAACAGAUUUCUUCAGCUAUACCUGUUAUUCCUGGGUUGAUGCCAAUUAAUAAUUUUAUGAUUUUCAAUAGAGCUUCCAAGUUAUCACAUGCCUCUAUUCCGCAAGCCAUUCUCGAUAAAUUUCCCAUUGAUUUGAGAAGUGAUGACGACGUUGUCAAAUCUAUCGGUGUUGAUAUCCUAGUGGAUAUGGUUUCUAGAAUAUAUACAGGUACCAAUGGUAGAGUUAAAUGUUUUCACAUGUAUACUUUGAAUUUGGAGAAAUCAAUUGCCCAGAUUGUCAGUAGGUCACCAUUAUUAUCACAAAUAUUGGAGGAUGAGCAUAAUAAUACGGUUACUGAGAUGGUUAUUGCGGAUGAUUCAGAUUCUACUAACAAAGAUGAUGCUAUUGUGGAAAAAAAGAGAAGAAGACAAUCUAGUAGCCAUUCACAAGAAAAUUAUCGAAGUAUUUUAAAAAAAGAUUUGGAUACUAAUAUUAUUACCUCAGGUCAACCAUCAAGGAAAAUGUUAGUUUCUAUAUCUCAAGGUACAGGCACCUUGGGAAGGGAUGCUACGUGGGACGAGUUUCCUAAUGGGAGAUUUGGUGAUAGCAGGUCACCUGCAUUUGGUGAAAUUGAUGGGUAUGGUCCAUCGCUAAAAGUCAGUCCCCAAACCGCAUACAAAAUUUGGGGAUAUCCUAAUAAGUUGCAAGAUAUUGUAAAUUGUUUUGUGAGGUACCUACAAGGCUCCAUUCCGUCGUUACCAUGGUCUGAUAUUGGUUUAAGUGCAGAAACGGCCUUAAUUCAAGAAGAGUUGAUUCAACUGAAUGAAAGGGGAUAUUUGACAUUAUCAUCCCAACCUUCCACAAAUGCUUCUUCAAGUACAGAUAAGAUUUUUGGUUGGGGUCCAGUAGGUGGACACGUUUAUCAAAAGGCAUUUGUUGAAUUCUUCGUAGGCAAGCACGACUGGGAACAAAACUUGAAACUUAAAUUGAAUGGGUUAAAUCAAAAAACUGGCAAUAAUAUAAUCACCUAUUAUAUGGGGGAUGCAGAGGGUAAUUUUGAAACCAAUAUGGAACCAAAUAGUUCAAGUGUUGUUACAUGGGGUGUAUUCCCCAAUAGCGAGGUGCAACAGACCACCAUAGUAGAGGAGGAAUCCUUCAAGGCUUGGAGAGACGAAAGUUUUAGUAUCUGGUUGGAAUGGGCUAAAUUGUUUCCUAGAAAUAGUACUUCUAACAAUUUUUUGAAACAUAUUUAUUCUAAAUAUUGUUUAGUAGCUAUUGUAUAUCAUGAUUUUACAAAUUUUGAAGGAUUGUGGGAAUCCCUUUUAGAUAGUUAG